This is a messenger RNA of Harmonia axyridis, 837 nucleotides long. RefSeq lists its product as uncharacterized. Gene Ontology annotation, molecular function: nucleic acid binding. Gene Ontology annotation, biological process: DNA integration. The transcript has a single exon. NCBI's taxonomy places the organism in Eukaryota, Metazoa, Arthropoda, Insecta, Coleoptera, Coccinellidae. The coding region runs from base 1 to 837 and encodes 278 amino acids. The record is from RefSeq and is a predicted model, not a curated record.
AUGUUGAAAGCAUAUCUUGCCUUAUUUGUAUGCUUUUCAACUAAAGCAGUUCAUUUAGAACUCGUGUCAUCUCUCAAUGUAGAGGCAUUUCUAUCAACCUUGGAUAGAUUUAUUGCAAGAAGAGGUUUACCCCAAGAGAUUUGGUCAGAUAACGGUAAAAAUUUUGUAGGUUCUGAGCGUUAUAUUUCUGAAGUUAGUCACUUUUUAGGUCAAAAUAAUUCAGAUAUUUCCGAAAAAUUAGUAUCUAAAUCUAUUAAAUGGAAAUUCAUCCCCCCAUAUGCUCCUCAUUUCGGUGGCCUCUGGGAGGCCGGUGUGAAGUCGGCGAAAAGACUUCUUUUCAUAAUGUUGGGCACAACUGCCUGUAUAUUUGAGGAAUUGGCAACAAUUUUUGCUCGUAUUGAAGCUGUACUAAAUAGUAGACCGAUAUAUCCAUUAUCUACAGACCCCUCUGAGUCUGUCGAUUUUCUUACUCCAGGACAUUUCCUGAUAGGUGCCCCCCUCUUAUCUAGUCCCGAGUUAUCCUAUGACGAGUUCAAAACUCCUCUCAAUCGUUGGGAACAACAUAAAAAAUUAUUCCAACAGUUUUGGAAAAAGUGGUCAAGUGACUAUUUGCAUACCAUGCUUCAACGCAAUAAGUGGCAUUCAGAAAAUGUUUGUCCGUCUGAAGGAGAUUUAGUCCUUGUAAAGGGCGUUGAAUCAAGUCCUGCCACUUGGCCUAUCGGGCGUAUAUUGAAAUUAUAUCCAGGACCUGAUGGUAUAAUUCGUGUAGCAUCUGCUAAGACCGCAACUGGUCAAUAUACGAGAGCGCUGACAAAAUUGGUGCCUCUCAACCUUUAA